AUGAGCCCAAGGUCAUGGCCCAUGUCUGCUUCACGCCGCGAUACUGACUGGAUUCAAAUUAACCUAGACGCGCCAGAUUCUCAUGGGCUCUUCAGCAUGAAUGACUCCAAGAAGCAUGACAUAUGCUCUGCUUGGAACCUUUUCCGAAGCAUCAGUGCCAGAGAGGUUAAAAACCUCACUGAAGAAAUGGCAGGGCUCGAUGAGAACAUCCCAAAGCUUUCUAAGGAGAAGAAGGCCCUUCAAGAGGCUCAUCAACAAACUCUUGAUGAUCUUCAGGCUGAAGAAGACAAAGUCAACACCCUGACAAAAGCUAAAACUAAGCUGGAGCAGCAGGUGGAUGAUCUGGAAGGGUCGCUGGAACAAGAAAAGAAACUUCGCCUUGACCUUGAGAGAGCAAAAAGGAAACUGGAAGGUGACCUGAAACUCUCCCAGGAAACAAUCAUGGACCUGGAAAACGACAAACAGCAAACCGAGGAAAAACUCAAAAAGAAAGACUUUGAAUUCAGCCAGCUGCAAAGCAAAAUCGAAGAUGAACAAUCCCUGGGAUCUCAACUGCAGAAAAAGAUCAAGGAGCCCGGUAGGGUCUGGAAGAAGCCGGAGGAGCUGAACAAAAAGCGUGAAGCAGAGUUCCAGAAACUGAGGAGAGACCUGGAGGAAUCCACUCUUCAGCACGAAGCCACCUCUGAUUUGAGAUCUACUUUCAUUAAGGGAGAAAGCGAAUGAAUCCAGACUACGGAC
Molecule: messenger RNA, 738 nt
Organism: Spea bombifrons (plains spadefoot toad)
Lineage: Eukaryota; Metazoa; Chordata; Amphibia; Anura; Pelobatidae
Product: myosin-6-like
Cellular component (GO): myosin complex
Source: RefSeq, a predicted model, not a curated record